Messenger RNA from Struthio camelus australis, 2122 nucleotides. It is a transcript of the gene GPX7, whose product is annotated as glutathione peroxidase 7. Lineage: Eukaryota; Metazoa; Chordata; Aves; Struthioniformes; Struthionidae. Gene Ontology annotation, biological process: response to oxidative stress. Gene Ontology annotation, molecular function: glutathione peroxidase activity. The record is from RefSeq and is a predicted model, not a curated record.
UAGCUGCUAUAAUUAGUAUAUUAAAAAUACCUACUUGCAAGUCUGCCAACAUUGUGAUAACUCUAUGCCAUAUUUUCCUAGGACAUAGUCAAAGCAGCUCCCUAAGUCAGCAUCCCCCAAAGACGCAUACAGUACUGCUAUUCUUGAGCUGAAAGAACUAGCCCUUCAGUUUGUAUGUUGCACCCAUAAAUGGCCUUAUCUAAUACACCACUGCCACAAUGAAAUACUCCAUUGGAGAGAAUCUGAAUCCUUCAUGAAGACAUCCUCCUGAGGUCUUGCAUGAACACAGAUCCUAUUAAAUCUCUGCAGAAGAGAGACUGUUGCAAAAGGGUCCGUUUGCAGCACUCCUUUCUUUCCGGCAGCACUUUACUAUUGUGGCAAGUGUCUGUGCAGCGCUGUCUUGCAGCAUGCUAGAUCCUGAGGGCAGUGUGGAGCACAAGGCUUCCUCUUCCUUCCCCAAAGUUUUCCUCAUCCCUCUAGCCAUGCUCCUUGCAAUAGCAGCGCUCCUGCUCUUAGCAUUUUCCGCUACUCAGCAGAAAGAGACUGAUUUUUACACUUUCAAAGUUGUAAACAUCAGGGGCAAGCUAGUCUCUCUGGAGAAAUACAGGGGCUCGGUGUCUUUAGUUGUCAAUGUUGCAAGUGAGUGUGGAUAUACAGAUAGCCACUACAAGGCCUUACAACAGCUACAGAGAGACCUUGGCCCAUACCAUUUCAAUGUGCUGGCAUUCCCAUGCAAUCAGUUUGGGCAGCAAGAACCAGACAGCAACAAAGAAAUUGAGAGUUUUGCACGGAAGACUUACGGCGCCUCUUUUCCUAUGUUCAGCAAAACUGCCGUCAGUGGUGCUGGUGCAAUUCCUGCCUUCAAGUACUUAAUCGAUUCUACAGGAGAAGAACCAACAUGGAACUUCUGGAAAUACUUGGUGGACCCUAACGGGAAAGUGGUAAAAGCCUGGGACUCUACUGUCUCUGUUGAAGAAAUAAGACCUUAUAUUACAGAACUUGUAAGGAAAAUCAUCCUGAAGAAGAAAGAUGAAUUGUGACUUUCAAAAGUUCCAGUAUGCCAGUUACACCUUUAUUGAGAAUUAAGACUGGAAUUUGUCUUUUUACACUCCAGAAGAGGGAAUAUGGGAAAGGGAAAUCAUGACUAAUGGAAUCUAUAUUCGCCAUCCUAAGAAUACAAGAUUGUAAGUUCAUAUGGUCAAAGCAAUUUAAGUUAUUCUCCAGCUGAAUUCAAUUUGACCUUUCUGGGAAAGAAGACUUACCAGCAAUUGUUUCUUUCCCAAUUCAAAUUAUGGAUUGUUGAAAACAUUACAGAAAGUCAGUUAGUGUAUCUCUAGGAUGAAGGCUGAGAAUAAUUAUAAAUUCCUUAAAGAGGUAUCACUGCCACCUACAAUUCUCUUCUCACAUUUUGAUGAACUGAAUUAAAAAAUAAAAAAAGAGUAAAGAACAUGAUUGACUUAGGGCAUGCACUCGGGCAAAAGCCAAAAUAGAUAUCUUCAAACCAGGCAGACCUAAUAGAUAUUCGUCUUUCUAGUUACCAAGGCCAAACACAAUUCACUGUAUCUGUCUGGGUAGUUAAUUAGGAAGGGCAUGAGGAAAACUUGUUUAUAAAACUGAAAUGAAAGAAUUAUGAAGAUGAACUCUCUGCAAAAAUUAUCAGGUAACUAUCAGAAGAAUUACUACAGUCUUUCACCCAGUAAAGAUUAUCAGAUGAUAUUUAAAUAGCCAUUUGAACAUCUAUAGGGUCAGAGCCUACAGGAAAUGGACAUUUCUUUCUUACAUUAUCAUUCUGCCUUAGGAAAAUCACUCUUGCCUCAUACAGUCUGAUUAGGUUUAUGUUUUCAGUUCAUAACAUCAUCUGAUUUUGCUGCAUGUAGAGACAAGCAUUAGAGAAUCAACAUUUCAACAUGGAAAGCAAUUUUUAAAAAUUUAAUGUUACAUUGUUAUAUAAUGCUCCAUUGUUUAUGUUACAUUAAUAUCAUAAUGUUUAAUGUUACAUUUUUCAAAUGUGUUACUCCAACAUCUGCUCAGACUCAUAGCUCUCUUAGCUCAUAGUCCUCUUAGCUCAUACUAGAAUAAUAGCACAAACACGGCCUCAUUGUUCUUUGAACAACCUUUUGAA